CCGGCUUCGUGUCCGUAGGAAACAGAAGUAGCGAUUGUUUGUGCUUAAAAAAGGGGGAGCGCAAAGUCGCGGGCGGAGGCAGCGACCGCGGACCGGCAAGUGCAGCUUUAUUUCGCGAAGUUGAAAGAGGAGGCGAGCGGCGGCUGUCACUGCGCGCCGGGAGGCUGCCGAGCACGGCCGGGCCGGGGCAGCGGCGGGCACCGGCGCAGCCCCUGCCCCCGCCCGGAGCUCGCCCUCCGCUCCCCGGCCGGGGCGAGAGGCGCGGCUGUCGCCGGGGAGCGGCGGCGGGGCCCCGGCGGGCGGCGGGGACGGCCCCGCUCCGCGGCUCCUCCGCGCCUUGAGCGCGGGCGGCCGUACGCGGCGGCUUCCCCCCCCCCCCCCCCGCCUCCCGCUCCCUCCGCCCCGGUUCCCCCUCCAGCCCCCCUCCUCUCCCCGGCCGCCACCGCCAGGCCCGCGGACCCGCCGCCGCCGCCGCCCUCCUGGAUGCUCCGGAGCCGCCGGCGGGCGGGAUCGCGCCCGGCCGCUGCGCGGAGGCUGCGCGGGGCGGCGGGAGCGAAGCCGCUGCCGGGAGCGAGAGCACCGAGGGAGCGAACCCGGCGGGCGGGCAGCCGCUGCCGCUGCCGCCGCGGCCGGCCCUCCGCGGGCGCGGCUCGUCCUUCUCGUCCCUGCUCGGCCCGGACUAGAGGCGGCGGUGUGGGAUGAAAGGGGGGAUCCCGAGCGGGACUUGGAUGGACACUGCUACGGAAGACUUUUCCUCGGAGCUGCUGCUGCUGCUGCUGCUAAGUCUCCGAUCCCGACUGUGAACAGGUCACCCUAAAGAAUGGCCGAGCCUUCUGGGAACGAGCUGGCGUCCGCGGCUGCCAAGGGGGACCUAGUGCAACUUACUAAUUUGUUGCAAAAGAAUGUAAACGUCAAUGCACAAAAUGGAUUUGGGAGGACUGCGCUGCAGGUGAUGAAGCUCGGGGACCCCAAAAUCGCCAGGCGUUUGCUCCUCAGCGGGGCCGACCCCAACCUGAAGGACAGUACCGGCUUCGCCGUCAUUCACGACGUAGCCAGAGAGGGGUUUGCGGACACUUUGCAGACUCUGCUGGAGUUCCAAGCCGACGUUAACGUGGAGGACGACGAGGGCAACCUGCCCUUGCACUUGGCGGCCCGCGAGGGGCACGCGCGGGUGGUGGAGGUCCUGCUGGCGCGCGCCGACUGCAAGGUGGGCCACCGCAACAAGCGGGGGGCGACCGCCCACGACCUGGCCAAGCUCUACAAGAGAUCCGCCGUGGUGAAGCUCUUGGAGGACAGCCGCUGCUGCCCGGCACCCAUGAAUUGAAGCCCGGCUCGGACGUGCUCUCCUCUGGACGUUAAGGCUUUCGGCCGCCGCCUUUUUUGCUUUUUUUCUCUUUUUUUUUUGUUUUUUUUUUUUUUUCAAUGCCCUCCUUUCUAAUAACGUCUGUUGCAACCUUACUUCUAUUUUUUUUUUUUUUUUUUGAACAGCUGGUAGCUUAAGCCUAGAGGUGGGUUUUUAGAUGAUGGCAACGGUCUAAACCCACACUCCCCAGCAACUUCUUACACCUGCCAUUUACAAAAUACUCACAGACCCAGCCGCGUGUCUGUCGGUCGCUCAUACCUAGUUUUCCAGUAUCACGUUUUACAACUUAUUUUAGGUCUUUCGUAUUAAGUCAUUAACACAAGAGCUACAUAUGCACAUGCUUAAUGUUGCCGGACCUUUUUUAAGCAGAGCUUGAAGCCGAAGGCUGCGUGGCCUGAGGGCAGGGGAUAGCGCUUAGGGGCUUGGGGAAAUAGCUGCAUUUUGACACUAACAAGAGCUUGUAGAAGUAGGUCGCUUACUUUCCAAAUGUAGAUGACACUUUCCCCCUCUGUGUAUUUAAACUUUCACCAAGCUGGUUUUGAAUUUAGUUACCAGAAACAGUGUAAGUGGUGUUUUCGUGAUUGCCAGAGGUUUUAAACAGCUCAGUUUGGUAGUUCGUGUUUACUGUGCGCUGAACAAGGCGUUUUUUCUAGUUUCAAAACAAGCGGCAGAGAACCAUUGUCAGAGGCAAGAGGACACGAAGGCAGCAAUACAACAAGUUUUCUGGUCGCUUCGGAAGCUGAGUGCAGUUUAGAUGCUCUUCACCAAAUGUUUGCUUUCCACCGACUACUCUCUUUUGCCUGGAAAUAAACUAUUUUAACGAUAGAUGCGUCUCACAAAACAGGAAUAUUUGAAUACGGUGACAUUUAGGAAGCAGCACGUUUGAUAGGCGGGAAGUUAUGUUAUUGCUUGCACGUAAAACACAAUUUAACCAUUGAAAAUUUUCCAUUGCAAUACAGCCGCGAGUGUUCAUCAGACUCAAACUCCUUUACCUCUCCAGCUACAGCAGGAGCUAACGACGCUCAGCGCCGCAUGGGAAAAAGUUUAGUAUGAAACUUUUAACAUUCGUACAGGAUCUAGUUGUUGGACAGAUGGGCAGUGUAAAGUGCUUUACUUUGAAUAGUCUAAAUUUUAAUUGCGCAAAAGAGAAGGUUUUAAAUCAAUGCAGAAUGAAUAGUACUUAAAACAGCACGUAAAAGAGGAGGGGUGUACGUUAGCUUAGAUUUUAACUCUUCCAAAAAAUAUAUAUAUUUUAGCCCCACAAAAUCAGUUGCUACCGUUUUCAAGUAAAAAGUAAUUUGCUGAAACUGUCUGUCACGUUUACUAUACGCUCUGUCACACUGCUGUGUUUUCUGAUUAAAAACCUCUGUGAAAUAUGAA
Messenger RNA from Harpia harpyja (harpy eagle), 2743 nucleotides. It is a transcript of the gene CDKN2C, whose product is annotated as cyclin dependent kinase inhibitor 2C. Gene Ontology annotation, cellular component: nucleus. Gene Ontology annotation, molecular function: cyclin-dependent protein serine/threonine kinase inhibitor activity; protein kinase binding. Gene Ontology annotation, biological process: negative regulation of cell population proliferation; regulation of cyclin-dependent protein serine/threonine kinase activity. The record is from RefSeq and is a predicted model, not a curated record. Bases 821 to 1324 code for a protein of 167 amino acids. Lineage: Eukaryota; Metazoa; Chordata; Aves; Accipitriformes; Accipitridae. The transcript has 3 exons.